UCGAAUAAACUCAUAGUACAAAUGAACUACUUUCAAAAUUUAUGCGCUGUUUAUAAUAUAUAAACUGAAUUUAAUCGGAUUUUAAAUGAAUAUAAUGGAAGAUAAAAACAAAACUGAUAAAACAAAGAUUUCUUUUUACAGUAAAAUGGGUUUCGUGGUCGACAAGGUAUCUGAAGAUUCAUUUUACGAGAAUUUACUGCUGGGACUGUCAAAAGUUUUGGAAAAAAGUCCUUGCGUCUCAAAAAUAAGUCUAAAAAGACUGUCGGGAGUUAGACAAGUUGAUAUUAGAGCUUGGGAGCAUAAUAACGGAGUUAUUCUACCGGAAGAUUUAAGAGGAUUUUAUUCUUCUACAAAUGGGUUUCUUUUUACUUACGAGUUCUCCUACGAUUACCGUACUACCAAUGAAGAAGACAAAGAAUUCAGGUUGGGUCUAAUUCAAAUUAACCCAAUAAAUGACAUGAUAAGAAUAUUCGGAUAUGAAACAAAAACUAAUGCUGGUAUAGAAUGCGUGGGAAAAAAACAUGUUUUGUCCUUAUCUAGAGAAAGCAAAGAAUACCAUGUUGGCAAUAUGUCUUUUCCAAAGAAGGUCUUCCAGAAUGGAGCAGAGAAAUGUUCAACAUUAUAGCGCCAGGGGUGCUGAACGAAGACAGAAAUUUAAUAGAAAAAC
Sitophilus oryzae (rice weevil) is the source of this 667-nucleotide messenger RNA. RefSeq lists its product as uncharacterized. Bases 86 to 625 code for a protein of 179 amino acids. NCBI's taxonomy places the organism in Eukaryota, Metazoa, Arthropoda, Insecta, Coleoptera, Curculionidae. The transcript has 3 exons. The record is from RefSeq and is a predicted model, not a curated record. Gene Ontology annotation, biological process: protein polyglutamylation.